Molecule: messenger RNA, 3689 nt
Organism: Misgurnus anguillicaudatus (oriental weatherfish)
Lineage: Eukaryota; Metazoa; Chordata; Actinopteri; Cypriniformes; Cobitidae
Gene: ccdc120b
Product: coiled-coil domain containing 120b
Source: RefSeq, a predicted model, not a curated record
AAAAGUUGAAGUAAUUGAAGGGUGUGCACUUCAUCUUAGACUUUUGCAGAUAAUUAAAUAUACAGAUGCUUUAAACUUUGCACAAUCAAGUAAAACAAUGAUUGAAAAUAGCCUAUUAACAAAUUAAAUUAAUUGUUUAAAAUAAACGUUUGUGAAAUAAAGUGCAAUGAGACCCAUUAUUCAUAUGCGAGACGGCGAGGUCAAACAACGUUACGGACGCCUCAACCUCACCUGUCCUUUACCCAGACAAAACCAUUGAGAUAACAUGCAGCGAUAAUCUGAACGCACGUGUUUUUAUUUUGCACAUAAAUGCGAUUUUACACAAAAGCCAAAUUGUCAGGAAAGCUAACAGUAUUUUAUAACUUUGAUCAAAUUGUUCAUAUGAACUGUUUUACCUGUUUUCUGCGAGCGGCUCACCCCCGUAAGCGCUUGAAGAUGGUCUCGUCCUUGUUGCCUUUAGGGCUUGGAGAAAUUAUUGCUUGAGAAUGCGUUCCACAGAAGACAACCAGAUAAACAUUUGGCGUCCUGCACGAUGUACAGCUUGAAAAGUGAAGUCCGAAUGGAGUUUGACAUGCAGUAAAAUAAAAGUUUUAUGUGCAUAUCUUUUUAUCAACUAAUUAUUUUGUUCAGUAGGUGCUCUGCAGUAAAUUAAGAAGUUACACAGUGGCUCCCCCAUCUGGACACUGGUCACCACAGCAGUGUGGACAUCAAUCUGAGCCACAGCACUAUAAUGGCAUGUCUCACUUGACUACAAGGAGCUGAGGGUUAAGUGGGAGGCUGAAUUCACAAGACUUCCUGAAAUCAAUUCUAUGGAGGUCAGAGGUCACCUGAUCACUGCCAUGGGCUUAGGAGCUCCAGAUGUCCAAGGCUGUCAGGACAGCAAGCUGCACGCAGAUCGAAUCUCAGAGCUGCAGGAGCGAAAACAGAGUCUGCAGAGUUUAUUAAACAGCCGCCUCAAUGAACUGCGACAAGUUUGUCUUCAUGAAGCGGAGCUCACAGGGAAGCUGCCACGUGAUUUUCCUCUAGAAGCAGGGGAAAGAGCUCCCUUCAUUCAGCGCCGAGCAGGCCUGGCUCCAUACGUGACUUCGAAAGGAGAGGAUGACUCAGGCCAGCGAAGGCAGAUGAAGACUCUGUUCAGUGGUGCCCUACGCAGGAGCAUUGAAUCUGACAAAAACAUGUUGCACAGUAAGAGGACCGUUCACCGGGGAUGCCACACAGAGGAAACUGUGAAGUCAGAGAGCAGUUCGAUGUCAGACUCGACAUCUCAUGACAAUGAGGACUCUUCUCCAAGUGUGGCACCUGAGCAUCGCUCCUUGUCUCAUCCCCGGCUGGCCCCAAACAGUCCUGACAGCCGGCUCUGUAGGAAGCUCUCCCCUGUGGAAAUCUACUAUGAGAUGCGAACUCGUCGUAACUCUGCCUCAAGCUCUGUUAGCCCAAGUCACUCGCUCCCAAGAAGUGCAUCCAAUGUGGAGGGCAGAAGUGUUCCAGCAACGCCCCUACUGCCCCGCACAGCACCAGUCAGCGUCCACAUGAGGCCGGAGAUAUCUGGUGGUAUUGCGCUAAAGCAGUGGUGUGGCAGUCCAGAUGUUCCUCAGUUUGUACCGCUAGCAUCUUUAGAGGGCUCCUCUUCUGAUCGUCGCAGCUGCCCCUACAGCUCCCGUGCUCGACGCAGCAACAGCUCCGAGGCGCUGCUCGACCGUUCAAGCCUCCCCGAACCUGGACCUCCCCGCAAUGGUAUGCCACCCCGAGCUGGCCCAUACAAGAGCUCCGAGUCCCUCACAGAUGGGAAACUCCGUCAGAUCUAUCAAACCAGUCCGGAGAGGCACAUGAUGGCAUUUAAAGAGCAGGGUAAAAUACGCUCCUCUCUUGGUGGCCAAAGCAGUGGCACAGGCUAUAAUGAAAUUUUGAUGGACUACAUUUGGGGAAAGCAACAACAAAAGAGGCCAGUACAGCCUCAACAGAAUCAGUCAGCUGGGCGAAUCUGGCCAGAUUUCUCCACUCCUCCAUCGGGAACCCCUCCUCACUACAACGGUUUCUCCCACUCGCAGUUACACCUGGCUGGCGCGCCAUCUACUUAUAGCCCCAUGCUGAUGCGGGGCCAAGACGCCGAACCGCGUCGGGUCAAAGUGACACGGACAAAAUCUUGCGGACCCUUUAUCCCUUUACAGCAGCAACAGGACGGCGUGUUGUUCUCGGCUUACGAUCUUUCACAUCCCUUGUCUGGGUCCACCACCUCUUCCAUUCCUAACCUGUUGCCCCACCACACAGAGCUGUCCCCUGCGGCGGCUUUCGGACGCAGACCCCCGCAGUUCUCCCUGCCCACCCCUGAGGACUCCACCCGCAGUCUACACAAAGCACUGGCUCUUGAGGGGCUUCGGGAUUGGUAUCUGAGAAAUGCCCUGGGUUAUUCCACUACGACUAAAGGUCAUGAUGGACUUUCCAUGCGGCAUUCACAUACUCACCACCACCUGGUGCACCAGCCGCAGUCCGUUGCAGCCGACCCACUGUAUUCACACCGUCAAAUACCUCAGUCAGCGUCAUUUCAUGGGCAUCCUUUGCAUGCAAGGUCUGUGGAGCUCUCUCUCUAUCCAGAACCUUUUCCCUCUGACGGGAACACUCAAAAGGAGUCGGGUUCUGAGCCUCCUUCACCCGGAACGCUCGUCUGACCGGCAGCCGGUUUACCCCAGCGCCUCUAAUGCAUAUUGCAAUAUAAUUUGCAACAUGACACUUUGUUUAGGGAUGCACCGGUCCAAUACUGUGCUCAUAUACCUGUACUUAUUAAAAUGCAAAAACCUAUCCCAUGCAUCUUAUGUGCAUUAUUUGUAGCAUUAUGUUAAACAAAGUUAUCUCCUGGAUUACACAAUUACAAGAUCUGUUACACCCAAAAAUGCUCAGCACCAACUCUAUGCAUGUCAGAAAAUCCAACAGAAGCUAUUUGCCAACACAUGAUGAUUUAAUGGUAAGCAGCCUAAGAAGACAGAUAAAAUUGUUGUGCAAAAAAUUCCUUGCAUAUUUUACUAAACUAUAUCAGUCAACUUAUAUAAUUUAUAUUUGGUAUAAAGUAAAUUCAGAGAAUUGUUUCUUAACACGCAAAUGUUUCGAAAUAUUUUGCUGAAAUGCAUUACAACUGUAAACAACAAAGUACUAAAUUGUGGAGUUCCCACAAGUGGGCGUGGUUUUGGCGACAACAGCAGACACGCCCCCAGCUUUUAAGAGCAAAGAUUCCUGCUUAUUUAAUAAUUUGGCAUUCAAAUUUGGUGUUUAAUAACAUGUUUGUGGUGUGACAAAUCAGAACACAUUACAAGGAUUUAAGAAAGAGUAAAUAAUAUUUAGAUUUAAUGAUGCUUUGGUGAUUAGCUGUAAUAAUUACAAAUAACAGAAUUACUAAACUUACAGGCUAAAACUGACUCGUACUCAUUCUCAAUGGUAUCGGUGCAUCCCUAUCUAGUUCAGCGAAUGAGGAGGCAUCUUUAACCAACUGUAUAAUCAAUGUAUUGGCUGUUAUCAAGCUAUAGCUGCAUUUGAUUGUAAACCUGUCUAUCAGGAGAGUUUUUCAUACUCCGUGUGUGUAAUACUGACAAUGUCAUUGUAUUGUAGAGGUACAUUUUCAGAACAAAAUAUAAAUUUCAUCAUCUCUGAUUCAUCAUGAGAUAUAUAUUUUCAGAGAAUAAAAUAGAUUAUAAGAUGUA